This is a messenger RNA of Staurois parvus, 319 nucleotides long. The record is from the annotation of a GenBank genome assembly. Lineage: Eukaryota; Metazoa; Chordata; Amphibia; Anura; Ranidae.
GAUCAAAUAAAAUAAAUAUUCAAAAUGUAUUACUCCGCUUGGAUUUUCUAAUAACCACUCUUUGUGAGCAGUGUUGUCCUUAUCAUGCUGCUAUGUUUUAUGCACUUUCAACAGGUCAUUUGGGUAUGCACCAGGGGCGGACUGACCAUUUGGAAACCCGGGCACUGCCCGAGGGCCCCGGGGUCAGUAGGGGGCCCCAUGAGAUGCCCCUGGUACCUUUUUCAUAGGCUUUUUUGAGUUUGGGCAAGGACACACAGGGGCCCCAUGAUCUCCUAUUGCCCGGGGGCCCCAUGAGUUGUCAGUCCGCCCCUGGUAUGCA